Molecule: messenger RNA, 885 nt
Organism: Aspergillus versicolor CBS 583.65
Lineage: Eukaryota; Fungi; Ascomycota; Eurotiomycetes; Eurotiales; Aspergillaceae
Exons: 2
Coding region: 1-885 (294 amino acids)
Source: RefSeq, a predicted model, not a curated record
AUGUCCGGGCUUGAAAUCGUCGCCCUGAUCCCCGCCAUCGUCUCAGCCUUUGGCGCAAUCUCCGUCGAGUAUCGCGCAUGGAGAAAACGAAGAGACGACCGUCGCAGUCAGAGCAAGAAUGUCGCCCUGCAGAAACUGCUGGCCGGGAAUGGCGAGGCUGUGCAGGAUGAAUAUGAGGAGGAUCUCCGUCUUCUAGGGCCGGUCUUUCGCCGCGGUGACAGCACCGGACGAGAGUCCUUAAUGCACCAUCUUAUUAUCCUGCAAUCAACAGUCAUUUCGCUCCUCCGUGACCGGCACAAUGACCUGUCCUUCCUCAUCCAUCCAAACCACGAUUCAAUCAACAAAGCAACCAAAUCCGCUCGGACCGACAUUGUCACUGCAUUAUCUGAGCAGUACCAGCGUCUCUCACAGACACGUCCGAUCGCGCGACUGCCAGCCCCCACACACCGAUACAAGAACCAGCACCAGAACCAGCACCAGAAAUCAAAUUGCCUCAGAACCCUCACCUGCACCACGCGAAACAUCCCCAGCGAAGGCAUCCAGUUCGGCGGCGGGGUCGGAAUCGAAUUCAGCGACCUGGUUCUGCGUCACUACAGCUGCAAUGGGUGUGGCUGGGAGGUUACAUAUGGACCAGGUUCCGGAAGGAAAGGCCCCAAGACCAAGGACGGGCAGGUCCUAGACUGGAAGAUGGUCCUUGAUCGCUUCCAUUACCACGAUGGACUGAGGAAGCAGAAGAAUGGAUACCGGUGUUAUAUUUGUGGGGAGACAGACUUUGUGCCGAAGGGGCUGAGGAAGGUUUUUGGGCCUGCGGGCGUUUAUGAGGCCAUGUGGGAAGUGGUGGAGGCUCAUAUUCGGAAGAAGCACUAUUUUACGGAGUUUCAAUAG